ACUGUAAGAAAUUUUUUCUUUUGACCGUAAAAGAGUUUCAAGAAACGUGCAGAAAACUUUUCUUAACAAAAAAAAUAAAACAAAUGUGCUAAUAGGCCAUCUGUUAUUCAGGCCAGGCCCAACUGAAAGAAAGCCCAUCUUCAUUCGGCACUUCUUCUAUUGUCGUUGUCGAACUCACUGAACAACUGUCGGGGAAGGAAAAAAGAAAAAGAAAAAGAAGAAGAAAAAGUAAAAGAUGGAGUACGAGAACAAGCUGGUCCUCGCUCCUAUGGUUCGAGUUGGUACGUUGCCCUUUAGGUUACUAGCUGCUGAAUAUGGUGCAGAUAUUACUUAUGGAGAGGAGAUUAUUGAUCACAAGCUUCUCAAGUGCGAACGCAAAGUCAACGAAUACAUUGGGUGCACUGAUUUUGUCGAGAAAGGAACAGAAAAUGUUGUCUUCAGAACCUGCAAUGAAGAGAAAAAUCGGGUUGUAUUCCAAAUGGGCACUUCUGAUGCUGUGAGGGCUCUAACUGCUGCUCAAAUGGUGUGCAAAGAUGUUGCUGCUAUAGACAUCAAUAUGGGCUGCCCUAAGUCAUUUUCUAUAAGUGGGGGCAUGGGUGCUGCGCUGUUGACUAAACCGGAGCUCAUUCAUGAUAUAUUGACAACACUAAAGAGGAACUUGGACUCUCCGGUGACAUGUAAGAUUAGACUUCUAAAGUCUCCCCAGGAUACGGUUGAACUGGCAAGGCGAAUUGAAAAAACUGGUGUUUCUGCUCUAGCUGUUCAUGGAAGGAAAGUUGCAGAUAGGCCGAGGGAUCCAGCUAAGUGGAGUGAGAUUGCUGACAUUGUAUCAACAUUAUCUAUUCCAGUCAUUGCAAAUGGAGAUGUCUUUGAUUAUGGUGACUUUGAACGAAUUAAAGCUGCAACAGGUGCUUCAUCAGUGAUGGUUGCAAGGGGAGCUCUUUGGAAUGCUUCAAUUUUCUCUCCUAAAGGCAAAGUACAUUGGGAGGACGUCAAACGAGAGUAUGUUAGAAAGAGCAUCUUAUGGGAUAAUGAUGUUAAAAGCACAAAGCACACAUUAAAGGAAAUGAUUAUGCAUUAUUCUUGCCUUGAACUUCCAGAGGGGAAGGGUGUGAUCAAAUCAGAAACUCUGGCAGAUAUAGCGAAAUUUUAUGGGGAGGAAAGGUACUAUCAGCUUGUCAAUGAAAAGCGGCUCGGACUCGACGGAAGCAUAGAAAAAUUUUUGUAGUGCCAGAUGAGUUUCUCACAUGGAAGGAAGAUUGCCCGCUAGCUGUUUAUACUUGUACUCUUAAUCUAGCCACUGAAAGUUAGAAGUGUAUGCGAAUGAAAUCUGCAGGAUUUGUGAAAUAUCGUAAGCUCAAAAUGACCAAUUGGCGACCGCUUUAUUAUGUGGAAAACAAAACGCACUCAAUAUUACUACCUUAACCUUUUCAGCAUCUAUUCUUUUCUUCUCAUGCAGUUUUUGGUGUAGUAUACGGCAUUGUAGUUAUUGUAGGUUCACAAUAAUAUUGCCAUCUCUUCUUUCUUUUUUCUUUCAUAAAUAUUCUUUUCCAUUGUAAUAUUAGUGUUGCAAUUUCUUUUGGGGAAAAGAGCUUUUAAAUGCUUUCAUAAAAAGAAGGUGAAAAUUGCUUUUGUAAUGCAUUUUGGGAUUUAGACUGAUGAGGGAAAGAGAGGAGUUGCUUUGAUGAUUGGUUUAUAUUUAUUUGCGAUGUUGGAAUAAAAUCAAUCAUACUAUUUAAUUGUUACAUUGUUUAUUCUUA
Messenger RNA from Ricinus communis (castor bean), 1760 nucleotides. Its product is annotated as tRNA-dihydrouridine(20) synthase [NAD(P)+]-like. Gene Ontology annotation, biological process: tRNA dihydrouridine synthesis. The transcript is spliced from 9 exons. Gene Ontology annotation, cellular component: cytoplasm. The coding region runs from base 236 to 1228 and encodes 330 amino acids. The record is from RefSeq and is a predicted model, not a curated record. Lineage: Eukaryota; Viridiplantae; Streptophyta; Magnoliopsida; Malpighiales; Euphorbiaceae. Gene Ontology annotation, molecular function: flavin adenine dinucleotide binding; tRNA dihydrouridine synthase activity.